CGCCGCCGCGCUGCGCCGCCGCCGCCGCCGCCGCCGCCCCCGCGCGCAGCCAUUGCGGGCAGGCCCGGCGCUGCGGCCCGCUCCGCCGCCCGGGGACAUGCCGGCGGGAUGGCCCGCUCCGCCGACACCUUCCCGCUGCACCGCCUCGUCUGGCACAACCGGCACCAGGCGCUGGACAGCGCCCUGCGCUCCGGCCGGCACGACGUGGAGCUGACAGACCCCCGUGGCCGGACCCCGCUGGAGCUGGCCGUGUCUCUGGGCCACCUGGAGUCAGUGCGGGUGCUGCUGCGGCACAAUGCCAACGUGGGCCGGGAGAACGCCAAUGGCUGGACGGUGCUGCAGGAGGCAGUGAGCACGGGCGACCCUGAGAUGGUGCAGCUGGUGCUCCAGUACCGCGACUACCAGCGAGCAACACGACGGCUCGCCGGCAUCCCUGAGCUGCUCAGCAAGCUGCGCCGGGCCUCUGACUUCUACGUGGAGAUGAAGUGGGAGUUCACGAGCUGGGUGCCCCUGGUCUCCAAGGUGUGCCCCAGCGAUGUGUACCGCGUGUGGAAGCGGGGCGAGAGCCUGCGGGUCGACACCACACUGCUGGGCUUUGAGCACAUGACGUGGCAGCGGGGCCGGCGCAGCUACAUCUUCAAGGGAGAAGACGAGGGGGCAGUGGUGAUGGAGGUGGACCACGACAAGCAGGUGGUUUACACGGAGACUCUCGCCCUGGCCUUGCAUGAGCCCGACCUGCUGCUGGCAGCCAUGCAGCCCUCGGAGGAGCACGUGGCUGGGCGGCUCACGUCGCCCAUCGUCUCCACGCACCUCGACACCAGGAACAUCGCCUUCGAGCGGAACAAGUCGGGCAUCUGGGGCUGGCGCUCGGAGAAGAUGGAGGUGGUCAGCGGCUACGAGGCCAAGGUUUACAGCGCCAGCAACGUGGAGCUGGUCACUAAGACGAGGACGGAGCAUCUCUCCGAUCAGGACAAGUCGCGCAACAAAGGCUCCAGGACCCCCUUCCACUCCUUCCUGGGCAUCGCGCAGCAGCAUGGCACCCACAAUGGGGCGCCCGUGCUGCAGGCUGCCAGCCCCACCAACCCCACGGCCAUCACCCCCGAGGAGUACUUCGACCCCCACUUCGACCUGGAGGCCCGCAACAUUGGGCGCCCCAUUGAGAUGUCCAGCAAGGUGCAGAGGUUCAAGGCGACGCUGUGGCUGUGCGAGCAGCACCCGCUGUCGCUGGCGGAGCAGGUGACGCCCAUCAUAGACCUCAUGGCCAUCUCCAACGCCCACUUCGCCAAGCUGCGCGACUUCAUCACCCUCAAGCUGCCCCCCGGCUUCCCUGUCAAGAUCGAGAUCCCCCUCUUCCACGUGCUCAACGCCCGCAUCACCUUCAGCAACCUGUGUGGUUGUGACCAGCCACUGGGCUCGGUGCGGGUGUGCGCCCCCGCUGAGCCCCUCGCUGAGCCCCCCGGCAGCCAGCCCCCCGGCCCCAGAGGCUGGCCCUUCCCGUGCGAGGUGGAGCCAGGGGUGUUCGAGGUGCCACAGGGCUACACGGUGCUGGGCGCGGGGCGCAGCGAGCCCCUGCGUGACGAGGACGACGACCUGCUCCAGUUCGCCAUCCAGCAGAGCCUCCUGGACGCUGGCACGGAGACCGACCAGGUGACCAUCUGGGAGGCCCUGACCAACACCCGCCCUGGCGCCAACCCGCCCCCCUACGACGAGGACCUGCAGCUGGAGCGGGCCCUCCAGGAGAGCAUGCUGCUGCAGGCCGGGCCCAGCGCCGGGGGCCCUGAGGCCGCGGGCCCCCCCGAGGCGGGGGGCAGCCCCCCAGCACCCACAGGCUAUGGCAGCUUUGCCGAGCAGCUGCGCCUGGCCAUGGCGCUCUCCGAGCGGGAGCAGGAGGAGCGCGAGCGGCGCCGGCGCGAGGAGGACGAGGAGCUCCAGCGCAUCCUCCGCCUCUCACUCACCGACAAGUAGCGUCAGGGUUUGCACGAGGACACCUGCACUGGGCAUGGACACCCCAGCCGGGCACGGACACCCCCGCGGGGCACGGCCUCACAUGAGGACAGAUGGCCCCCCGGGCACGGCCUCGCACGGGGAUGGACAGCCCCCCAGGCAUGGGCUCGCGCAGGGAUGUCCCUGUCCAGGCCCGGUCCCCCGUGAGGAUGCCCUGACUUGGGCACAGCCCUGCAUGGGCACCACCCGCCAAGGGCCACCCAGUCCCAGGGCCCCCCCUGAAGCGGGCGCAGUUCCCACGUGGCGGGGUGGAUCCAGGGAUCCUCCAACCCUGGGACCCCCAGAUCCAGGGAUCCCCUCGUGCUGGGCUGGAUGCCUCAGUCCAAGGACCCCUAGUCUGGGGUGACUUCCCCCCCCAGGACCCCCCUAUUCCAGACACCUCUCCCCCAUUGGUGUUGUAUUUUACCCCCAUAUGGGGCAGGAGAAACCUAUCUAACGCUCCCCUGCACUUUUAAGGCACCCAUUUGAACCUGGACGUUUGGGGACCCCAGGCCAUGUCUCUGGGUGGCAGCGGCAGGGUCGGGGCAGCUCUGUGUGUAUGUAUGUAUACAUAUAUAUACAUAUAUAUUCACAUAUAUGUACAUAUAUGUAGGUGGGGGGAGCAGAUUGUGCCUGGGCAUGCUGCGAUGGGUGGGGAGAUGGCACCAGGAGGCGGAGCCUGGGGAAAGGGGCAGAGCCUGUAAAAGUGGGGUGGUGCCUAGGUGAAGGGGUGGAGCCAGUGAGCCGGUGGGUGGCCCUGGGGGGAUCUCAUGGGGUUUUCGUCUCCUCCAAACACCCCGGUGUGGCCCCACACCCCCAUUCUCCCCCCUUCCCAGCUUUAUUUAUUUAAUUUAUAUCUCUUGGGGUGGCCCCGGCCCAGGGAAGGGGUGUCUGGCUGGGUCCCCCCCCCCGCUGCAGCGCCAUGGGGCAAGGGGCCAGGGCCCUGCCGUGGGGCUGGGGGUGCUGCGGGGCAGCGGGACGGCCCUGCCGUGGGGCAGAGGGCCAGAGGAGGGCAGCAGGCAGCGCUGGAUGGAGCCCUCCGCCAGAGGGAAAGGAAAGAAAGAGCAAAGCCAA
Dromaius novaehollandiae (emu) is the source of this 3057-nucleotide messenger RNA. It is a transcript of the gene ANKRD13D, whose product is annotated as ankyrin repeat domain 13D. Gene Ontology annotation, cellular component: cytoplasm. The record is from RefSeq and is a predicted model, not a curated record. Gene Ontology annotation, molecular function: protein binding. Lineage: Eukaryota; Metazoa; Chordata; Aves; Casuariiformes; Dromaiidae. The transcript is spliced from 15 exons. Bases 109 to 1965 code for a protein of 618 amino acids.